ACCUGCACCAUUAAACUCAAUGCUACGAGUGAGCGAGCGCCCUGUCCUAAGAUGGCCGCCAGGUGAUGCCGUUAGGGACUCCGCCUUGAGCCAUCUAGCCUUUAUAUACAUAUCUAUGGUCCCAUCUGUCAUUUUUACGCUUUGAAGUGUGUUCAUCAGCGCCUCCUUUGCUCCCUUGGUGCGGUCUUCAGCGAAGCCCGCACUGCAGCAGGCUUCGCGCACUUUACCAACCCAGAAGUCCUUGCGAAAGGGCAAUCAGACGACGGAAGGGAGGAGUUCACACUGACGGGCAACUUCUCUACCUAUUUCCGGUGUGAUGCUCGAGACUGUCCUAAAAUACGACUCCGGUGCACCCACGUGAACUCGCAUCAAGGGUCCCUAAAGCCUGGAUUGAUGUCAUCAAAGUGUGGACUCUGAGGAGGACCACAAAUCCGGAGUGUGCCAUUUGGGACAGGGGCAAAGAUGGGGGAUUUCGUGCCCUCCCGGACUGUAUGUAUUCCCAAUUGUCUCCGCUCGCACAGCGAAGUCGAUCAAAUCAGAAAGUCUAAGGAGAUCGAUGAAAGCCUUUCUCGCGAGAAGACCUAUCUGGAGAAACUGGUGACGAUAUUGUUGUUAGGGGCUGGCGAAAGUGGCAAGUCAACUUUCCUCAAACAAAUGUGCAUAAUUCAUGGGCAGGACUUCGAUCAGCGGGCCAAAGAAGAGUUCCGGGCUACGAUCUACAGCAAUGUUAUCAAAGGUAUCAGGGUACUGGUGGAUGCCCGUGAGAAACUUCAUAUUCCUUGGGGAGACCCCGAUAACCAGGUCCAUGGGGAGACGGUUAUGGCUUUUGACACCCGCUCAUCCAUGAUGGCCAAAGAGAUGGUGGAGACCAAAGUCUUUAUGAACUUCUUGCCCUCCAUCCGUGCCCUGUGGCAAGACAGCGGUAUUCAGAAUGCUUAUGACAGACGGCGAGAGUUUCAGCUGGGUGAAUCUGUGAAAUACUUUCUGGACAAUGUGGAUAAACUUGGAGAACCGGAUUACUUGCCCACCCAAAAAGAUAUACUUCUGGCACGGAAGCCCACCAAGGGUAUCUAUGAGUAUGACUUUAACAUCAGGAAUGUUCCUUUCAAGAUGGUAGAUGUGGGAGGGCAGCGGUCGGAGCGUAAGCGAUGGUUAGAGUGCUUUGAAGACAUAACUUCCAUCUUCUUCCUAGUCUCAUCCAGCGAGUACGAUCAGGUGCUUAUGGAGGAUCGGCAGACCAACAGGCUCUCUGAGUCGCUGAACAUCUUCGAGACGAUCGUCAACAAUCGUGUCUUCGCCGACGUCUCCAUCAUCCUUUUUCUCAAUAAGACAGACUUGCUGGAAGAGAAAGUUGAGAAAGUGAACAUCAAGGACUAUUUCCCAGAGUUCACCGGGGAUCCCCACAAACUCCUGGAUGUGCAGACGUUCCUGGUGAAGUGCUUCCGUAACAAGCGUCAAGGGGAACAGCAGAACCCUCUUUACCAUCACUUCACCACUGCCAUUAACACGGAGAACAUUCGCCACGUCUUCUUUGACACCAUCUUACGUUACAAUCUUCAAGAGCUUAUAUUAAAUUGAGUAAAUGGCACAAGAAAGCCUUAAGAACAUUCCAUUUUAAAUAGGUUUUUAGGUUAUUUAAUACAAGUGGUUCUAUACAUGAAGAGUUUAAUUGCAAAACGAGAUGACUCCGUUUUUUAUUUUUUGUGCAUUCCAAUUUAUAUCAAUUCAACUGCAGUUGGUUUGUUUUAAUUUAAACCUUCAUAACGUAAAAAAUAAAGCUAAGUAGCACCAUAAAACAAAAUAAUAACAUGAUAACAUAAUAAUAAACAUGUUUUGAAAAAAAUUUAAAAACGGAGUUAUCUCGUUUUGCAACGAAACUCUUCACAUAUUGUGGUUAAAAACGGAUUGGAUGAUAAUUAUGCACACUUUAAAGUUAUUGCUGGACAUUAAUGUCAUAUAAGUGACAGAAAUUUGAUAGAAGCCAAGCGGCAAACCUUUCGAAGCUUGUUGUAGCUAUAUCAGAUAUGCUAAGGAAUGAUCCUCAGUUAUUCACCAAAAUGCUGUAAUUAUAAUGGUUUACUGUAUGUUUAUAAAUGUGUAUGUUGUAUGUAAUAAUAACACUCCAGGGGUGUAUUCCAGAAAGCAGGUUAUGUGACUUACCCGGGUAUGUUUAGGAGUAAGUAAGCGGAUAAUCUCUGCUUUCGGUUCCAAAUGUGGAGGUAACUUUCGGGUUAUGUAAGUAACCAUAGCAAUUGACUCUCUGAAGAUAACCUGCUUAUGUUCAGACCUGUAGAAGGGCUGAACGUAAGUGGAAUAAGGAUAGACUACAAGUUUCUUAUGACAUCUUAAAGGAUUCUCUAUCUGCAUUUCAACGAGCUGCUAAAGCUGCUAAGCGCACUUAUUUCACAGAGCUAAUUUUGCGUAACACUGGUAAGCCUAAAGCUCUAUUUUCAAUAAUUGACUCUGCUCUCAAUCCCACUGUUAAUCAUUUUUCUGUGACAUCUGUUUCUCUUUGUGAGGAUUUUGCUAAUUAUUUUAACAACAAAAUCUAUCAGAUAAAAUCUCUCUUACCUUCUUCAGCCUACUCACCACUAGAUGUUCCCCUCUGCUAUUCUAGGUUGAAAUACACUCGGAAUAAAGAGAGACUGGAUAACC
Misgurnus anguillicaudatus (oriental weatherfish) is the source of this 2655-nucleotide messenger RNA. Its product is annotated as guanine nucleotide-binding protein subunit alpha-13. Gene Ontology annotation, cellular component: cytoplasm; heterotrimeric G-protein complex; brush border membrane. The record is from RefSeq and is a predicted model, not a curated record. Lineage: Eukaryota; Metazoa; Chordata; Actinopteri; Cypriniformes; Cobitidae. Gene Ontology annotation, biological process: Rho protein signal transduction; adenylate cyclase-activating G protein-coupled receptor signaling pathway. Gene Ontology annotation, molecular function: GTPase activity; G-protein beta/gamma-subunit complex binding; guanyl nucleotide binding.